AUGGAUCCCGCGGCGCCGGGGAGGUUCGACAAGCUCCAGAGCUCGUUCAAGCUCACCGUCCAGUGUCUCCUCACAGCCUGCUCCCGCGAGGUUGUCAAUGAGGCUUUCUCGUCGUUCACCGAUGCCGAGAAGGAGCAUCUGCACCGAAUGCUCACCCUCGUGAUGAAGAAUACGCAUGCCAACAUAAUGGAUGAGUUUAACAACUUCUGCCAAGAAACACAGAUGGCUGCCGCCCUUGACAAGAUAGAUGACUUUGUUGAAUUACAAAAUCUGGAUGCAUUAUCUUCAGAGAAGACUACUGUUGAAGAAAUCGAAGAAAAGGUCUCAAGAGCAAAGAAGGAUGAAAUUGAACAUUUGACGGGUUUACUGAAAAAGGUUGAAGAAAGUAACAAUGUCAUGAAAGCUCGAAUUGAACUCCUGAAGUUAGGGGAGGAUUCAACUGCUGCAAGAGAUGUCCUCAAUAAGGUGACGCAGUGGAACUGCAGGUUCACUGGCGCUCUGCGCUCCUGA
This is a messenger RNA of Miscanthus lutarioriparius, 510 nucleotides long. NCBI's taxonomy places the organism in Eukaryota, Viridiplantae, Streptophyta, Magnoliopsida, Poales, Poaceae. The record is from the annotation of a GenBank genome assembly.